Molecule: messenger RNA, 1103 nt
Organism: Hippoglossus stenolepis (Pacific halibut)
Lineage: Eukaryota; Metazoa; Chordata; Actinopteri; Pleuronectiformes; Pleuronectidae
Product: C-type lectin domain family 4 member G
Exons: 5
Coding region: 91-747 (218 amino acids)
Source: RefSeq, a predicted model, not a curated record
GCAGGUGGAGCCGGAGGAACAGCAGCCGGAGGAGCAGCAGGUGGAGGAGCAGCAGCUAGAGGAAGCUUGGGGAUUCUCUGCGUCCUGCUCAUGGCGUGCAUCGGUGUCAUCAUCUACAUCUGUGGGGUCAUGAAGGCCCAGGAAGCUGUCGCAGAAAACGUCAUCCACCUCGAGAAGGAAAAUCAUCAGCUGAUGAUGGAGAAACAAAUCUUGGAGAACGAGACCGAGGUGCUGACCAGAGACAGAGAUGAUCUCAACAGGACGCUCGGAGUCAUCAUGACGUUCCAAAACUUCCCAGUCAAUAAAUUCUGCCCAGACAAGAAGUGUCAGCCGUGCCGAGAGAGUUGGAUUCCGUUCCAGGAUCACUGCUACCAGUUUUAUGAGCAAUCCGCCCCCUGGAAGACAUGGGAUCAAGCACGGACAUUUUGUCAAAACACUGAUGCAGACCUGGUUGUUGUUGACAGUUUACAAGAGCAGGAAUUCAUCAAUAAUCACACCAAGUACUACUACGACAAGCAUCAUGGAUACUGGAUGGGAUUGCGUCAGAAUGAUGACAAGUGGAUCUGGAUCAAUGGACGCAAUGAGACUGAGGGGUUCUGGAUGCGGGAGAAAGUUGGUGGCGAUGAUAGAUAUGCGAUGACAUUCCCUGGGCAUAAUGCGACAGCCAGCUGGGGCCCUGCAGAGCGUAAAAUGGAGAACAAAUUCCUCUGUGAGCAUGAAGCCCUCAUAAGGACUCCAGGCAGUUAGCAUAUUGGGUUUUCUCGUUCCAAACCUUGCAUGCAAAUUGAAUUUUACAAAACUGUUCCACCAGCGUUUGGAAAAUUUAAGUGCACAAGCAAACACACAUAAAACAAUAAUGAAACAACCAAAGGGUGUUCUGCAUGCAAGUGUUCAUUUUAUGCAUCUAUCAUUUUGUGUUAACAAGUAGUGUUUUUAUUAGCUACGAUCAUUAUGGCCAAAUAUAUUUGAAUGUGUGAAAAGUGUAAAGAUAAGAAACCACAACCUGGUUUCCACCGAAAGUUCAAGAUCUGUUGCGAUGGAGGUUGGAGAUUCGACUCGUCUGUCAAUAUAAUUAUCUUUGAAUCAAGUCUAUUAAAUAUCAA